AUGGCGUCGGAUUAUGGACUAUAUCGAGACCAAAUUCAUAGAGCAUAUCUACAAAAAGGUCUUGCUUGGUUUAGUGAAUUUCCUAAUUGGUUGGAGUAUAGCAUAGCAAAAGAUGCAGCAUUUUGUUUAUGUUGUUAUCUUUUCAAAGCCGAUAUUGGAGAUCAAACUGGUGGUGAUUCUUUUGUUGAUGUCAAAGUGGUUGCAUUCAGCAAUGCUCCACAAAAUCUCAAGUUAACAUCUCCUGAUAUUCAAAAAGACAUUGUAAAUGUAGCCACAUUUGAUCUUGGUAUUGAGCAUGUUGCUAAUACGAAUGCUCUCUCACUCAAACAAGCUGUGGAAAAUUUAUUCUCCAGACUUGGAUUGAGUAUUUCCAAAUUGCGAGGUCAAGGAUAUGAUGGGGCUAGUAAUAUGCAAGCCAUGGCAAAGAAUCAUAAUCAAAUUGCUUUAUUUUUCACUUUGGUUUCUAAUGUGGUGAAUGCUGUUGGAGCAUCAUGUAAAAGCCGAGAUAUUGUUAGGGAGAAGCAAGCUGCAAAAGUUGCUGAGGCACUUAACACUAGAAAGCUAUCUAGUGGGCAAAGCUUAAAUCAAGAAACUAAUCUUAAACGUGCUGGUGAUACACGCUGGGGUUCACACUAUGGUACUUUAGUCAGCUUAGCUAGUAUGUUUUCAACAAUGAUUGACGUGCUUGAAAGGAUUUCAGAGGAUGGUUUAAAUUCAGAACAACGAGCAGAAGCAAAUCUUCAAAAGAUGAGGGAGAGUGGGUGGACAUCUUUACUUGAUGAUAUUUUGUCUUUUUGUGAAAAGCAUGAAAUUGAUUUUCCCCAAAUGGAAGAUAUGUUUGUAGCUCAAGGGAGAAAAAGGCACAAUGCUCAAGAAAUUACAAACUUACAUCACUAUCGUGUUGAGUUAUUCUACACUGUUUUGGAUAUGCAAAUUCAAGAACUAAAUGCUCGUUUCACUGAGUCAAACAUUCAGUUGUUACUUUGUGUGGCAUGCUUAAAUCCAUCUAACUUUUUCUCUAGUUUUGACGGGAAAAAGUUAAUUCAUCUUGCUGAAUUUUAUCCCAAAGAAUUUUCUUUAGUGGAGCUCAUUGUACUUGAUACAUAUAUUAUCGACAUGCUAUCCAGUAGUGAGUUCUCAAUGUUGAAUGGAAUUGCCUAUCUUGCUAAGAAAAUGGUGGAGACUGGAAGAGACAAAGUAUAUCCUUUGGUGUAUUUUCUCUUGACUUUAGCAUUAAUCUUACCUAUUGCAACUGUUACUGUUGAGAGGGUAUUUUCAGCUAUGAAUAUUGUGAAGAAUCGGUUGCGAAACCAAAUGGGUGAUGGAUGGAUGAAUGAAUGA
Molecule: messenger RNA, 1341 nt
Organism: Camellia sinensis
Lineage: Eukaryota; Viridiplantae; Streptophyta; Magnoliopsida; Ericales; Theaceae
Source: RefSeq, a predicted model, not a curated record